This is a messenger RNA of Effrenium voratum, 2271 nucleotides long. Lineage: Eukaryota; Dinophyceae; Suessiales; Symbiodiniaceae. The record is from the annotation of a GenBank genome assembly.
AUGUCCGAAGCCCAGGGCACCAUCCAGUUGCACUGCCUGGCGGCAGCUCAUCAUCGUGGGUGGCUGGUCCAAGAUGAUCGUGAGCUCAAGUGGGAGUUCAGCACCCGCGGGAAGCGUUGGCUGAAAGGAGAGGCAGUCCAAGCUCAACGGGGCGGCGCCAAGCAGAAGCCUUCAGAGCCAGACGGGGACGCUUCUUUGUUCGCACUGGUAGUGGAGGACCCAACUCUGGCGGCUCUUCAGGCGGACCCAGCCAACCCGCCAGCGGAGGUCGCAGAGACAACGAAGCCAUUGGAGCCAGCGGAGCCAGCCGCGCAGCCCCUUCAAGCAGAACGCUCUUCCUCGGCAUUACGCUCACACGCAGCGUCUUCCGCAGCGGCUGUUCUCAAGGUGGUGGAGAAGGAGGUCAUGACCCUGGAGAAGGCCGCUGCUGCCGCGGUUCCAGAAGACACUCCGCCGGAGAAGCCGAAGCUCAACUUCGGUGGCAAGACGGAGCGCGUGGCCACAUGCCGCCUUUGUGAGGAAGCUCGCACUUGGGCGCAAAAGGGGUCUUUUUGUGAGUACUGCACGGGUGCGUUCCGUCGUGCUACAGGCCACCAGCGCCUUCACAUACUCUUUGAAGACCAGCAUUUGGCAGAGUCCGUGCGACAGGAGAGUAAGACAAAGCGUGCUGAAGCUGAAAAUGCUUCGCCGCCUAAGAAAGGGCUGGAAAAGAAGCUCGAGGAGUUCCUGCGCCGCUUCGAAGAGGUUCUGCCACAGCAGCGCCGCAUCGUCGCCAACGAAGUGGUAGAGGAGCUUACGGCGAACUGCAGCGAUCUCCGCUUGAUCCUACAGCGGGAUGCUGCCCAGGACACAGCCUGUGGCCUGCUACUAGAGCAGCUGGGGAAGCUACGAGCAACGGUCCCCGCCAGCACAAACCUUGACGUCCCCGUCAUCACACUCACGCAGUUGGACUCUGCUGUCACCAAGGUACCCUUGCCGCAGGAGGCCCUCACCGCAGCCGGUUACACCCUGACCAAGCAUAGCGCAGCUGCUGCCGCGGAAGGCCCAAAAAGUCAACAGCGCAAGCGAGGCCGCCGCACAAAGGUGAACAGCGUUGAGAUGGUCAGCUUGGUCCGCCGUGUGCUUGCCCCACACUUGCAGGACACCGAGCGGGUAGCAGUCGUUGGCCGCGGUAGGAACAAGAAAAUGGUCGUCGCCCAGCACUUGCGGAAGAAGCGCUACCGAGUCUUCCUUGAGGAGCCAGAGCUUCACGAGUCCAUGUCGUGGUCCACCUUCCACUCCAUCAUGAAGCGACACUUCCCUCACGUGAAGAACCCCAUGAGGCAGACGGACAUUUGCGAGCACUGCAAGCAUUUGGAGCGUCACUUGCUCCCAGCAGCUCAGAGGGCCUUGGCCAAGCACAGGCUUGAGAUCGAAGAGUUCUCCCAGCAGUAUUUCCACCCCUUCGACAGCAGCGACAAUUGGGAGUCGCUGCCUGCUUCCGCUGUCCUCCUGCAGAUGGAUUUCAAGGCCGCCAACAUGUUGGUGAAUGAGGUGAAAGUUCUCAACGUGGAAGUCGAAGUGCUCUACCUGGCUGAGCAUCACGGAAAGGGAGCUUGCGAUAGGCUCUUCGCUUGGACUCGCAUGUGGGUGUCCCGGUUCAUCCAGAAGCACCCUAUUUACAACCUGCGGGAUCUCACGCAGUGCUACCGAGAAGGCGCGGCUUCGAGGAUAGCCGACGACCCGACCACGCCAGCCAUCCUUGUCUCAAACUUCGACCCUGGCCGCUUCCGACCAACGAAGCGGAGCUUUCUGUCCGCCGCCACGCUCAAAAUUUCACGAACCUACAGCCUGGUAGCCACCUUGGACCGUCAUGCCGCGCCUGGUGUGCGCAUCGUCAACCAUGUUUUCACGGAUUUGAGGCAAGGGUCGAGGGUCCUGCCCUGCCACGUGGAUGAGGUGGUGUCGGAGGAGAAGGUGGAGUGGCGGCGCGGAUACUACGACAAGCCGCGCUCCUGGGAGCAAGCAGGGCCGGAGCCAGGUGAUGUUAACCACGUCACCCGGCGCUUUGCUGCGCAAAAGACCUUCCUCCCAGACAGAGAGGUUGCUCCAAAACGAAGCCUUGAAGAGAAAAUGUCAGCCAAGGCCAAGCAGCUCAGCAAGCACGCUGCCAAGAAGAAGCGGCAGCUGGCGCACCUCAAACGUCGACUUCGUCCUGCCGAGGCUGAAGGCUCGUCCUCUUCUGCAAGUAGCAGCAGCAGUAGCUCCUCAACCUCCUCGGAGAAAGCCUAA